Messenger RNA from Kwoniella botswanensis, 930 nucleotides. RefSeq lists its product as uncharacterized. The record is from RefSeq and is a predicted model, not a curated record. Lineage: Eukaryota; Fungi; Basidiomycota; Tremellomycetes; Tremellales; Cryptococcaceae. The transcript has 2 exons. The coding region runs from base 1 to 930 and encodes 309 amino acids.
AUGUCAUUUCCCAAUCUUUACACGAUCAAGUAUAUCAAGGGUGACAAUUAUGAACGAGCUUUUGAUCUGUCGGAAGGGAGGGUACUGAAUCUUUGCGGUGAUACAUGGACCGUCUCUGACGAGGGUGAAGGAGCCAAACUUCAUUUCAUUACAGAAGAUAACACUUCGUCAGAUUCGAGGGUGAUCAAACCUGGUCAGACGUUCGUCGCUCCCCGGUACGAAGCGAUAGUCGUUGCAGUUCGACCUGAAGGGAGUGAAGACGCAUGUACCUCCACCCCCAAAUUUGACAAUACUUAUAAGAGUUCAGAUAACAGAUUCAACAUGACGAUUGAUCCCCACGAUACAUCUGCCCCUAAAUCCUAUCGAAUGAGCGGGAGACGACAAAUCACCUUCGGCGACGUAUCGAUCUUGACUGACAAUCUGGGCGUAAAGGCAACAGCUCACGAGGAACUGGGUGGAGGUAGGAAACUCAAAACUCACUACACGAUCAUGCCUGGAGAGACGAAAGAAAUCCUCGGAAAGAAAUAUACUGUGACCACAGAGGACCGAAAUCUAUCUUGGGUUGUAUCUGAAAGAAAACGUUCUGGUCCGGCGGCCACGAUUCUCGAAGUGACCGUUGAUGAUCCAGAUUUUGACAGUCGAAUGAAAAUCCCCCUCAAGAUGCCUUGGUACAUGAAUGUUGGGGACUCUGAAAAGCACGAGAAUGCCAUAUUCACAGCCAAGGAGGGGCACCUGGAAGUUCUUUAUACCCGAGAGACUCAGGGUAUACUCAGACCUGCAACGACUCGGAUCUACCCCUCUGAAACCUGGUCAAACAGCAGUUAUACGGUCUCUGUAAAGGAGAUUGACGAGUCCGAGGUAGCUCAAAAAAGAGCCAGAGGUGAUGAUGAAGAUAGACCAGGGGAGGAGUCGGAGUGUAGCGAGGCAUGA